GCUUUUGUUAUGAGCUAUGGCGACAGCUACAUCCGCCGGGAAAGGUUCAGAAAGCUAUUCGUUAAUGGGUCUGUUGAGCGAGUUCAAGACCGUGAAAGCUGGUUCAGCUCGGAGACCGAGAGUUCUAUAUCUGGUUUCUUCCCUUCUGGAGAGAAGCAUUGGGAAGAGCAAAAAGAAAUUGUUGGAGCUGUUGGGACCGAGACGUCGGGAAUUAGAAGAUGGAGUAACGAUUUUUGACAGGACAAGAGCGCCGUCCCUGAGCAUCGGACAGUAUCUAGAUCGAAUUUUCAGGUACUCGAGUUGCAGUAAUUCUUGCUUUAUUGUGGCUUUGAUAUACAUGGAUCGAUUUCUCCAGAGGACUGGUGCUUUUCUUACUUCCCUCAAUGUUCAUCGCCUUGUGAUCACUAGCGUCAUGGUCGCUGCGAAGUUCAUGGACGACGAGUGCUAUAGCAAUGCUUAUUAUGCUAAGGUUGGAGGUGUAAGCACAGCAGAAAUAAACAACUUGGAGAUAAAGUUCCUCUCCACUUUGGAUUUUAGACUCCAUGUGACCACAGAAGUCUUCGAUAACUACUGUAUCCAGCUACGAAAGGAAGGAACCGCGGCUAGCAAUAACCAAACUGACCGAGCCCCUUGAGGUCCGUGGCUCAGCCGAAACAAAUAAACAAGGAAAAUUAUGUGCUUCUGAAUCGGUUUUCUAAAAUUUUCAUGUAAGCAAGCACUUAAACAAUGUGUAACUUUAUCUAAUUACCGCGAAAGCUAAGUGAUUACUAUAUAAAACUUGGCGUAAUAAUGAGACCCGAACAAACAAAGAUAAGGUGAACAAGCAACUUGUAAACCAUAUCCAGAUAAAAAGUGUUAACAAACUUCUAAACUGGAAC
Molecule: messenger RNA, 878 nt
Organism: Carica papaya (papaya)
Lineage: Eukaryota; Viridiplantae; Streptophyta; Magnoliopsida; Brassicales; Caricaceae
Product: Cyclin family protein
Biological process (GO): regulation of cyclin-dependent protein serine/threonine kinase activity
Molecular function (GO): protein kinase binding
Source: RefSeq, a predicted model, not a curated record